AUGAUUGCUACUCCUGUAGAAGCGGCAGUAUGUCUGAGAGAACUCGAUCAAGAAUUUCAAAGAGCAUUGCGUAGGCUUCUACCCCUUCUCACAAUACCGUCGUCUAACCUAUCCAGCUGUCGCAGAUGCCACGGCAGGAAGGUCAAGUGCUCUGGGGGAGUCCCUUGCACGAACUGUCGCCAGGCAAAUAAAGCAGCCGAAUGCAUAUAUCCCCGCAAGUCACGGCUGGUUAAAGUCAGCGAGCAAUAUAUCGAGGACCUGGUUUCCGAGAACCAGCGACUGCGGAGCUCGUCUUCGGGGCCUUUAAAUGAAGACAGCAAUACCCUAGAAAAGGCCCCUGUUGUCGCUGAGGUUCCCUGGUUUGUUAAUGCAGAUGCCCUUGACACACCAAUACUGGUCGCCGAAGCCUCCGAUUCGGCUUUUGCAACACGUUUUCGGCAGGCCAUGUCAAAUGCCCAGCAUGGCCAUCUACCUCGAGUGAACUUCCCCACUGAUGAGCAGCUGCUGGCAUUGUCCGAUAAGCCAUGUCCAUGGCCUACGCCCGCUCGUGCACGCCUUCUUGUCCGAGCAGCCGUGAGUGGCCUGGGGAGAUGCUAUCAUAUUGUUCGACGAAGUUCGAUCCUGCAGGACGUUGAAUCCUCCAUCCAAAACCACUCACAAACAGGAUUGAUCAUGAAGAGUAAACUUUGGGCUGUUUUUGCGAUUGGCGAGAUGUACACGACCAGGACGUCGGCCUCAGAGCGAACUUUCCCCGGUCUGCACUACUUCUGCAGGGCAACGAACGUAAUUAGGAUGGUCAGCGAACGGCCUAGUGUGGAUAUGGUUGAAAUCCAGCUGCUUCUGUCUAUAUACUCGCUCUUCCUCAACAGACGGCACGCAGCGUACAGUCUAGCCGGCUCUGCAGUACGCCUAGGAGUGAUAAUGGGACUACACCUCAACAUCCCCGAGUCACAGCUCAGCGACUUGGCCGAACGCGAGCAUCGCAAUCGCAUCUGGUGGACGGCCUACACUCUCGAGCGUAUGUGGGCAGCGAAACUGGGAUAUCCAUCUGCGAUCCAAGACGAAGACAUCGAGGUGGAUCUGCCAUCAAAUCCGGAAUUUGUCGAUGAUAGCACCACAUUGGACUUUGCAGACUGUGCAUAUUUCAUCGCCCGAGUAGGUCUUGCCAGGCUAUCCACCCGCAUUAUCCACUCUAUAUACCUCCACAAGGCGGACGCACCAUCCUUAUCACACCGGGUGCAAGACUGUUUUGCAGACCUUCGACGAUGGCUGAAAGAAUUGCCGGUGUCACUCCAGAUUGAGGCGAAAGAAGAAGAGUUGGACCCCAGGGUCAGGUCACUUCAUCUCCUAUUCAACCAGCUCGUUAUUAUUGCCACGCGACCAGUUCUCCUCCACGUCCUUCGCACACGACUCGAAGCCAAUGAACAAAAUCCCAGCAUCGAAGCGAAUAUUCCAGCAUCUGCUACUGCAUUAUCUGAGACCUGUAUUCGCUGUGCUCGGCACUCAUGUCGUCUGCUGGCGGAUAGCUGGACGAACGGGACAUUCAUGAUAUUCGACUACUUUUAUACCCAAUACCUCUUCGCAUCUGCUACUGUCCUAAGCAUAUCGACACUACUUCAUGGCAAGGAGCGUCAGAGCGACGAAGAGCAGUUCGAAGUUGCAGCCGGCUUCCUCCAGCAACUCCGAGACAGUGGUAACUAUGCAGCUGCCGAGUUCUACCAACACCUUGAAGCGGCCAUUCCUUUGAUGGACAUAAUAAAGGCGCGUUCUGGCAUGCAUGACGACCUUGAGGGGUCCUCAUCGACUGUGACUGAUUUCAUGACUGCUGGGACGGCACUUUCUGAUCCGUUAUUGCAGGAUCUGCUGGAUCAGCCUCUGACGGACCUUGAGUUUAUUGAUUCGUCUAUGUACCUGGACGACCAACAGGGGUUCUACUGGCCGAGUGCCACAUUAUAGGAAGAUUUGGCCCUAGUAGCAUGAAUUAUAUGAAUUCCGCUGGCAAGAGCAAAAAUGAGUGGCAAAGUAUUGUCUCUGACAGACCAGCUGAC
Molecule: messenger RNA, 2048 nt
Organism: Aspergillus versicolor CBS 583.65
Lineage: Eukaryota; Fungi; Ascomycota; Eurotiomycetes; Eurotiales; Aspergillaceae
Product: Zn(II)2Cys6 transcription factor
Exons: 4
Coding region: 1-1956 (651 amino acids)
Biological process (GO): positive regulation of transcription by RNA polymerase II; DNA-templated transcription
Cellular component (GO): nucleus
Molecular function (GO): sequence-specific DNA binding; zinc ion binding; DNA-binding transcription factor activity, RNA polymerase II-specific
Source: RefSeq, a predicted model, not a curated record